AUGGAAAACCACUCAAACAACUUAUUUAGGUUCAGCCUUGGUAAUCUCAGAUUACCCAAAUCAGCCAAAUUAAGGGCGUUUGGAAUCUAUUUAUCCGGUGGAUUAUUUGCAAUUGGAUUCUGGUCAUUAGUAGAUUCAGCCAUAUAUUCCAAAACCGUAAAUGCAUCAGAUGUGCAUGUGACUUUUAUCGACUGGUUACCAUUCAUUUGCUCGUCAUUGGGUAUGUUGAUUGUUAAUUCGAUAGAAAAGAGUCACUUGAUGAAUAGUGAACAAGGCGGUGGCGGUGGCGGCGCAGGAAUGUUUGAUGAUGGAACCAAUUAUGUAUGGGCCGCUAGAACUAUAUUGUUUUUAGGAUUCAGUUUGUUGGCGGGUGGUCUUGCUGGUAGUUUUAUGGUUUUCAUUUUGAAAUAUUUGAUGAAACAUUACUUGUUCCCCACAUUGGGUAUGGGUGUGUCAAAUAUCGUGUGCAAUGGUUGUGUCAUGUUGAGUUGUAUUGUAUUGUGGUUAUCACAGAAUAUCGAGGAUGAAUAUAGCUACAGUUUGGCUUUAUAA
Lodderomyces parapsilosis is the source of this 552-nucleotide messenger RNA. RefSeq lists its product as uncharacterized. Gene Ontology annotation, cellular component: Vps55/Vps68 complex; fungal-type vacuole membrane. Gene Ontology annotation, biological process: protein targeting to vacuole; late endosome to vacuole transport via multivesicular body sorting pathway. NCBI's taxonomy places the organism in Eukaryota, Fungi, Ascomycota, Pichiomycetes, Serinales, Debaryomycetaceae. The record is from RefSeq and is a predicted model, not a curated record. Bases 1 to 552 code for a protein of 183 amino acids. The transcript has a single exon.